AUGUCAUCAGAACUUAUUGAUUUUUCUCAAAAAUCCUUAUGGAUAUCUUUCGCUUCAAUUUCGUUCAAUCCUCUUUUUUGGAAUACUGUUGCUAGAAGAGCAGAACAUCAUACAAGGUUUAUAACUCGUCUUUUCGGUGGGAAUCCUUACUAUGGCUGUUAUGCGUUGGCUGCUACUAUUUUUUCACUCGGAAUCUUUAGAGAUUACUUAUAUAAAAUAGCAAUCGAUCAUCAACCAAAGUCAUCACUUUUACAAAAUGAUUCUAUUAAGAUUUUAGCAGCACUUUUAUUCUUUAUGGGCAAUACUUUUGUACUCUCGUCAACGUAUGCGCUUGGUAUAACUGGAACAUUCCUUGGUGAUUACUUUGGUAUUCUGAUGAAUAGUCGAGUCACUUCUUUUCCGUUUAACGUACUUGAAAAUCCAAUGUAUUAUGGAUCAACUAUGGUGUUUUUAGCCACUGCUUUAUGGUAUGCGUGUCCUGCUGGAAUCCUUUUAACUACAUGGACAUUUACAGUUUACUUAAUAGCACUUCGAUUCGAAGGACCUUUUACCGCAAAGAUCUAUGAAAAACGUCAAAAAAAGACUAAAUAA
Molecule: messenger RNA, 591 nt
Organism: Dentiscutata erythropus
Lineage: Eukaryota; Fungi; Glomeromycota; Glomeromycetes; Diversisporales; Gigasporaceae
Source: the annotation of a GenBank genome assembly